CCUCCCUGAAUCAAAAGACAAACGGAACAAAAAACACAUGAUAGAACAAAAAUAAAAAUGGCGGACAACCACAUGGCCGAGGAUAAUUCACCAACGGUUAAACAAAAGGCUGGACCCACGAUUCUUGACUCUUUUGAUAAGCUCGCUGGACCCAAGGAAAAUCAAAGGAUCGAAGGCGCCAUCGUAUUGCUUAGACAUUUACUUCAACGAGAUUCGGAUGAAACGGAUGACAAAGAAUUGCAGUAUGCACUGACCAGAUUAGUGCGAGGAAUGGGAACUUCGAGGGCAGAUGCCAGGAGCGGUUUUUUCACCGCUUUGACUACUUUUCUCUCCAUGAACUCUGAGAUCGAAGUUGGCAGAAUUCUUGAGCUUAUCAACUCUAAUCUGCACACUGUAGAAAAGAGCGAACAAACUGAUAUUUGGACAGGACAGAUUCUCGUAUGCGGAGCACUUAUUCACUCUAAAAUUUUGCUGACCGCCUCAUUGGAGGAACAGCAGCAAGUAAUAGAGCUGCUUUUGUCUGCUGGUCAAAAGCGAAGCUAUUUACCAUUCGCUGCCUACUCUUUUAUUAUCGAUUUAAUCGAGCAGUUGGACGAAAAAGAUUUCAAAACUAUAGUCUGGCCCAUACUUGAGAAGGAAUUAUCGAAACCUUGGGAUAAACAAACACUCGACACCUUUCACGUGCUAUUGGUAAUUAGCAAAAGGUAUCCAAGUAUUAUCCGUCAGACGUCAUUAAAACAAUAUCUCAACAGCAAAGAAAUUAUUGACAAUAAUUCAGUAACUCCGAUAGCAGCAUUGUUGAUGGAUAUACAGAUGCUUGUUUGUUUGCAAAAUCCUGUAUACAAAUUAUUCUGCGAGAGAUUGACUUCAACUGAACAUGUUUCAAAUUUUUGGGAUAAUAUUGAUGAGUAUUUAGCCAAACCCACAAGAAAUAAGAUGCUCAUUGCUAUUGAAAUAGCUACAUUUAUAAUCUCGAACAUAAAAGAUGCCACAGUGAUACCCUCAUUAAUUACCCCGAAUUUCCUACAAAACGUGCUGAAAACAGUCGAAAUUAAUAGAAAAAAACCGAAGGACGAGGUGGUCGUAAAAUUCAGAAAGUUACUCGAACUUUUGGUCCUCGUGAUGAAACGCAACGAUAUUCAGUCCGAAACUCGAAUUGCAUUACUCGAAAAGCUGCUGUUGUAUCCUGGCGAUCUAUUAAUUGAAAAGAAAACCAGCACCAAAGUAAUACAAAUGUUGACAAUGAACUUGAAUUCCGAAGGUGUAAAAAAAUUAUCCGAAAUAUACAAAGAUAUCACUGUAGCUUGCAAACCUAAGGAAAAGGCGGAUUUUCCUGUGUGCUGGAUUAACAAGGAAAGAAUAUACGCCGCUCAAAUGAUGACGAGGUUGAUGGAUCAUUCCGCGAUGAACGCAGAACAUGAAUGGAAAUUGGAACAGUUGAAGUUGCUAUUCCAAUUGGGACUCUGCCAAACACCGACAGUCGGCAUGGAGCUUGCAGCAUCAUUGAAAGAAAGUUUCUACAGAGCUUUAGAUCUGAAAUUGGCAAAGCUGAACGAUUUGAGAAGUAUAUUGAGCUCGUUGGUUCAUUAUAUCGAUUCUAAACUGUUUUCAAAGAAGAAAUUGGAGCUACGAAUGCCGCUCACAGAAGCUGCGACAAAUGUUUGGACAGAAAUGAUAGCUAUGAUAAAAAAAUUGGAAAACAAUCGCAAAAUUAAACAAGCUGUGCCUAUUUUUCACACCAUGGAACUGCACAUGGGCUUGCAAUUAUUUUCUGAACCAGAAAUGGCAAUUGACUCCAUACAAGAGUUACACAGCUGCUUUGAAAGGAUAGAACCCAAAAAGAAAAAUAAACCAGAAGAAGAACCAGAAUGGGUCGAAGUUGUCAUCGAUCUUAUGCUAUCUCUGCUUUCUAGAAGCAGUCAUCUGCUGCGUUCAUUAGUUGGAUGUGUUUUCCCACAUAUAUGUCCAAUGCUUACGGCGUCCUCGAUUCAUCAAAUAUUAGAUAUACUUGAUCCGAAAAAUAACACAAACCCACUGUCUUCGAAAAAAGAUGAUGAUUCGUCAAGUGAUGAAUCUAGCGAAGAUGAGGACACUGUGGAGAAUGGAGAUGUGGAGGAAGAAGAGGAUCAAGACAAAGACAGCAUUGAAACAGGUGAAGAGGAGAACAGCGAUUCAGACUCAGAAAACUAUUCUGAAGAAGAAGAAGACGAAGAUGAUACAGUGAAUGAUAAACUACGAAUGGCUGUGCAACAGGCAUUGGGUAAUGCGAUGGCAGAAACCGACGACGAUGAUAUUGAUGUUGAUCAAAUAAACGAAGAGGAAGGCCAACAGCUUGACAGCGCGUUGGCAAAUGCGUUCAAACUUUUGCGAGAAAGUCGUCAAAACAAGAAAAAGAAACAAGGGAAAAAUGCCCAAGCCUUGACUCACUUCAGAGUCAGAGUUGUCGAUCUAUUGGAAAUCUAUUUGGACUCCAAUCCGUCGAUGGCUCUCGCUCUCAACAUUCUUCUUCCACUGGUAGCUCUUCUAGAAUUUUCAAUCAAGGACCAACAUCAGAAGCCGCUGCAACACAGAGUCAGAUCUUGUCUUAAACGGCUAUCCAAUGUAAAGAAAUUUUCCAGUAUAAAUGACGUAACAAGUGAUUUGUUGGCAGACAUUCUGAGAGCCCUGAUUGACAAGGGUUCAAGAUCAGCUCCCGUGUAUCACGAGAUGGGCGACAAGUUAACAGAAUGCUGUACAUUUUUAGUUAGAUGUUCUCAGCAAAUCGACGAUAAAGACAAUCAAAUACAGGAUAUUUACACAGAAAUUUUAAGAACUUUCUUCAAAAAACGGGACUGUGUUCUUCCCCUUAUGCUGUUUAAAUCUGUGUUAAAUCUACAUUGGAUUGGGAAUUGGCAGCUGGCUCCUUUGCUCAUUGAGUUUGCAUUCGACAACGAAAUCAGGCCGUUCAGACGCAACCAGGCUUUGGAAUUGUUAGACAUAUUUUAUCAUAAUAAUAGGCUUAUUCAGACCGACACAAGUCAUGCGAAAAUACGCAAGGCGAUGGAAACAAAUAUCAGCCACAAAAGUGUUGAAUUGCUGGAAGAACUUGGACAGAACAAAAAUACUGAAGCCACACAUGGUGUAAAACAGAAGUUCGUCUGCCUACUUUUCACCUUAUUGCAUACCAUAAAACACCAACAUCAAUCUAGCUUUUGCGAUUGGGAAGCUAUCGGAACUAGGAUGGCUAUCUACAGGUCCAAAUCCUCAUUAGCUAAGGACGCUAAAAGAGCGUACAAUCGGCUUGCCAAUCAACUAGGUGUUGAAAUCAAUACCGUGCAAAACCAAAAGAAACGGGAAAAAAUAGACAAUUGUGAACACGUGGAAAGUAAUGGGCACAGUAUUGAAACUGGAUCAACAGAUAAUGACGAGUCUAGUGAAGAUUCUAAGGAGAGAAAUAAACAGACAAAGAAGCAGAAGAAGAAGAAACAGAAGAAUAAAAGUAAACAGAAAGAUAAGCAGCAGUUAAAAAAAGUUACGCGUGAACUGCGACUGAAAGCUAUGUCGGACGGAUUGGAUUCAAUUGAUUUUAGUACAGUACCUAUAAAUUAUAUCAAUGAUGUAGACAUGGAAAUUACCGCGGAUGGUGAAUCGUCACGAAACGGCGAAGUAUUUACGAAAAAAACGUUGCAAAAUAGUGCAGAAUUACAAUCUGGGAAAAGAGUUUCACCUAAGAAAAGGUUGGCUUCAGAAUCACAGAAUGUACCCUUCAAAACUAGUAAAAAAAAAAAAUGAGGACAUCUCUAAAUAGAUGAAAUAAAUAUUGAUAUUUUUUUAUACAAUUAAGAGUUACGCCACACGCAUAAGUCUUGUGCUGAAUUUAAUUUAUCACACUGAACGCGCUUGAGGUAAUCAUUUACGGGCCUCAUGAAAUACAUCUUUAUCACGUUGAACCUGUAUAAACGUUCAAGCCGAGUAAUAAUAAUAGGCGUACAUUUUUCCUGAUGUUGUACAUUUUUAUGUAUUGUUUAAAAAUAUACAGUAUAAUUAA
Diprion similis is the source of this 4027-nucleotide messenger RNA. RefSeq names its product myb-binding protein 1A-like protein (gene Mybbp1A). The record is from RefSeq and is a predicted model, not a curated record. Bases 58 to 3771 code for a protein of 1237 amino acids. Gene Ontology annotation, biological process: regulation of DNA-templated transcription. The transcript is spliced from 9 exons. Gene Ontology annotation, cellular component: nucleolus. Gene Ontology annotation, molecular function: transcription corepressor activity; RNA binding; transcription factor binding. NCBI's taxonomy places the organism in Eukaryota, Metazoa, Arthropoda, Insecta, Hymenoptera, Diprionidae.